AUGGAGGAUAUCGAAAGAAUCAACAUCACCAUGACAGAAGGAGAAUAUGAACUAUUCAAGGAGGCCAAGAGCGACGCCAUCAAGUGCCAAGUGUUCUUAAACACUCUGUCUAGCUCGGCACAAAAAUGGUUCGAUAGACUGUCGAAUGGGUCCAUCACCUACUUCUUCCAUGACUUCAAGACCAUUUUCCUGCGCCAUUUCACUAGUAGCAGGAAGUACCAGAAGACAGACCAUUGUCUCUUUACCCUUAAGCAAGGGUCUACCGAGCCCUUGAGAAGCUAUGUCAAACACUUCAACCAGGUAGCCCAGGACGUUUCGUCCGUUACCUCUGAAAUAUUGAUGAGCGUCUUCUCCCAUGGUCUGGUAGAAGGGGAGUUCUUCCGAGCCCUCAUCCGAGAGCCUGUGAAGAACUUCGAUGAGAUGGUAGGAAAGGCCACUAGUUAUAUCAGCGUAGAAGAAGCCCAGGUGGCUCGGCGGAAAGAGGACAAGGCGCUUGCUCCUGCCAACAAACCAGAGAAGAGGCUGCCCAAUCGUCGACUCAGCCUCUUUCGCAUGCCAGGGAUUCUCGACCGGGAUUCCCGCCCAGGCAAGACUCUCGGAUCGCUCAAAGGGUCCUACACUCAUGCCACUGGGGAUUGCGUCCAGUUCGCCCGUGAUUCCUGGUGGCUAGCUAAACUGGGUCUGCCUCCACCUAAGAUCGCACCCAAGCUUCAGAGGUUGCUAGCCAACCAGCAGGCCAUGGUAAGUCAGUCAAGUAAAUCCCUGCUCGACAAUGCAGGUCAAGGAAGCCAGCAGCCAGGUCAUGGCAAGGAGCGAGGGGAAUCCCUGGAGGAGGAAAACAGGGGAAAUGCGACCAUCCGAGAGAUCGGCAUGAUCUCCAGAGGGCCCAUGGACGGAGAUUCUGUUAGGGCUCAGAAAUCUCAUGAACGCCACUUGGAGAUACAUGUCGUAGGAUGCAAUCGAAAACAAGUUAUUGGGCCCAUAAUCAUUUUUGGGCCGCAAGACCUGGAGGGGUUGGAGCUCCCUCAUGAUGAUGCUCUAAUAAUCAAAGCCUUCAUGGCCAACAGUUGUGUGGCCAGGGUUUUUGUUGAUACUGGAAGUUCUGUCAACAUGGUAUUCAAGAGUGCAUUCAAGUGCAUGCAAAUCGAUGCCAGAGAGCUCUAG
Zingiber officinale is the source of this 1164-nucleotide messenger RNA. RefSeq lists its product as uncharacterized. The record is from RefSeq and is a predicted model, not a curated record. Lineage: Eukaryota; Viridiplantae; Streptophyta; Magnoliopsida; Zingiberales; Zingiberaceae. The transcript has 3 exons. Bases 1 to 1164 code for a protein of 387 amino acids.